ACAAUUAGGGGGGGAAAAAACAAAUAAAAAAAUGACAAUAUGAACUCAACAGUAUAUAUCCACUUUCACAUUAUCUUCCUGUUCCCAUCCCAUCGAAGCAAGAACCUUGCGCUACUGUUUUCUCAGUGUCACUGUGCUCCUUAUGGGGAAAUUCUGGAUUGAGGUGUGCUUGAUCUCUGCGAGGGGGUUGCAACGGUCAGUCUCUCUUUGGAAGCGUCAAUGGUAUGCCGUUGGCUGGGUUGAUCCUAAAUCCAAGUACUGCACCACAAUUGAUGCUUCUGGGAAUGCUAAUCCUGUUUGGAGAACAAAGUUCUCUUUUCUGCUUGAUGACGACUCGGAGCAGAGCCUCCAGGAUCUGGAACUCAACGUCCAAGUUUUCAGCAGAGAUCCCAUUUUUCUCACGGAAAAGCUUCAAGGUUCUGCAACUAUAAUGCUCAAAGAGUUUAUCGCCAAGCAUGUAAAGAACUCUCAGACUUCAGGGUCUGCAGGAAAUGAGGAACUAGGGAGCUACCAACUACGAAAGAAGAAAUCCAGCAAACCACGAGGGUUCAUUGAUAUUUCAAUUCGUAUUUCUGACGACAAGGAAGAACCAAAUAUGUUCCAAGGUAGCGAUGGAGGAAUUUUUCUCCUGGAUCCUGGAAGAAACACUAACAUUAGCACACAAGGUGGAUUAGAGCCCCCCCAUAUGCAGCAGCAAGUGCCUCCAGCAACAAUUCACCGGCCAGAAAAUCUACAGCAGCCAAACAUGUCCUCAUAUCCAAAGCCAUAUCCUACAAACUAUUACAAUCCAUAUGUGGGAGGACCAAGUUACCCUGCACAAGCUGGCCCAAGCUAUCAACCACCUCCACCUUCACAUGUUGGAUAUACUCCCACUCUGCUCCCAAGAACUGAUUAUAUCAAUAUGCCAUCAUCAUCUGGGGCUGCUCCUGCUGCACAAAGGGGAGGAGUACCUGCUGGUUUUGCAGUAGGAGCAGGCGCUGGGGCAUUGGCAGCUGGUGCUGUUAUGUUUGGUGGUGACUUCAUGUCAGCAGCACACAAUCUUCCUCCUGGGCUUGGGGAUGCUAGUGUUACCAUAGCCACUGAUCCUCUUUUCUGAACAAAAAUUAACCAGAUGGAGAAUGUUUAACCAUAUGGCAUACAUGGCCUUUCGAUAAACAUUCUUUCUGAAGAAGGGUUUCCUUCUAUUUCUUCUUGUGCUUUGUAAUCAGCAACGUUUGCUUUACGCGGGAAAUAGCCAGUUUGGAUAGCUUUUUACUACCCUGCUAAUCUCCGGCACAGGAGGAAUGUUUUGUAGUUAAAUAGAAAGUUGGCAAAGGCUUGUAACAUGCACAAUGACAAAUGAACACAAUUUGCGUUGCAUUAGAGGUCUCAUGUAUUCGUAGCACAUCUAAUGGCUUGCACAAAUCUUGCUGCAGAAUGCCAACAUGCAGAAAUCAUAAGAGUAUUUUAUUUUAGUACGUACAAAAUA
Molecule: messenger RNA, 1468 nt
Organism: Neltuma alba
Lineage: Eukaryota; Viridiplantae; Streptophyta; Magnoliopsida; Fabales; Fabaceae
Exons: 2
Coding region: 143-1096 (317 amino acids)
Biological process (GO): defense response
Source: RefSeq, a predicted model, not a curated record